AAAGACUUUAAUUAAAUCCUUUACGAAAACACGCCAUUUGAAGAAAUCUUUAAACCUGGGUGACAGUUAUCUGUAUUUAUAGCUAGCAAACUGACGCUGUUAAAUAUGAAAUGUUGGACGUUUUGUAUUUGCCUUGUGCUUCUCUUCCAGUUAAGCUAUUUUCAAGGUGUGCUUGCACUCACAUGUAAAACGUACUACACCAGCAAUAGUUCCUUGUUCUACUACGAGUACUGUUCCGUUGGGUGUUGUGGAACAGAACGAAGCUUUGAAUGCUGCUCCCCAGGAAAUACCGGAGCCAUUGUUGGCGGCGUAGUGGGGGCCAUACUAUUUUUUCUAUUCGUUGGAGCGUUGACCUUUAUCUGCUGGCAGAACAGUAAAAAGAAAAAGCAGAUGAACGUAGACGUAGAACCAGAAAUAGAUGAGCUUGGUUACGAAUUAGAGGUGAUGGAAGACCUGCCUCAGUAUCAGACAGAAAGGGAUUUUUUUCACUCGCCGUUGUCUCCCAGCCACCUUCAGGACGACUUCCGGAAUCAGGACGGGAUAACCGACACAGAGAUAUUGUCGGACAGGUACAGGCACCCCCCUCCUCAGUAUGACGAGAACAUGCGCCCGAUGUCUCCUCCACCCAGAUACCAAGAGAGGGAAGCCAACCAGGUAUCGUCUGAAGAGCGAUAUUAACUCAGCCAAAGGAAAAGAAAGAAAGUGGGCGCUUAAGAUGUAGAUUCGGCAGAAAUCUGGGCGCACAAGAAUAGUGAAAUUUUCAUCGAUUAAUUUUGCUCAUUUUUCGAAUUAUAACAAUUAUUUGAUUUCUGUUGGACGUAGAAUGGGUAGUAAAAUGUCUCAAAUGCAAAAUCAUAAUAUUGGUCUAAAUAUAGCAACACGACGGAAUUGACGCAAAAUCCUACUUAUUUACAGCUGUUUUUAAAUGAUUAUGUUGUUUCUGGGUCUUCUCUGCACAUUUGAAACGUUUAAACAUGACAUAUUUCAACAUUAAAAAUAUUGUUUUUACAAGUUAGAUGGAAAGAUGAGCCAGAAAUGACUAAUAAUGUACUUUUUCAUAAUAUUUUUCGGCGGAUAAAAAACAAAGUCCAUUGAUAUGACAAUGUUGUUCCCAGCACUACUACAUGUAUAUACCUCAUACUCUAAAGGCUAUCAUGGCUCACUGGUUUCGUUCUGAAUAUUGAAUACAACCAUUUAGUGUUUUGGGUUCAAAUCAUGCUGGUGACUCUUUUUCAAUUUAAAAAAAAAACUGUUUUGAUUUUAAAUGUAUGUUGAUAUAACACUAUGAUGUAUUAUAGAAUACCGGUAUAUUUUAAUUAGUCAUUCUUGAUUUUUGCCGUAUGAACACUAUUUUCUGUUCUUAUAACUAGUUUAUUUGAUUAUAUUUACAUUUGCAAGUAUGUUUCUUUAUAUGAACCUAAGAAAUAUAUCGAAACCGUUCAAAUCUGUAUGAACUUUUUCAUGACGUCACAAAGCUUAUAGCACGUGCUUUUCGCUUAAGCUUGUCGCUUGGAUUAUUGUAAACAUAAAAUAUCGGUAAUUUUAACAGUUUUAAACUAUUUGUCUUUUUCAAACGUAAAUAUAAGUAAAAAGUAAUGUUAAAAAGUUCACCGGGAUAUGAAAUUGGUUAGUACGUGAUCAAAUCUACUGAGAAGCCCCUCGGACUUCACAUGAUUUGAUCACGUGACCAACAAACGUUAUAUCCCGGUGAACUUUUAAAUUGCUGUUUAUUUAUUAAAUGAUAUACAAUAUAACUAAAUUAAAAAAUAAAUAUGCAUUAACAUUUGCAGUGUAAUUUUUUAUCGGUUUACCCCAUUGCCCUUUUCAGAAAGCUUGUGAGUUUUAUUCAAUAGCCAGAAUAGACUUGUACUUCAUUCUUAACACAGUUUGAGUAUAAUCAAUUUUUGUUCAAACCAGUACAUAGCAUUUCGAGAUUAUACACAUUUAAAUUCCAAUUUAUUCGUAUCGAUGGUUCCUGAAAACUGACAAUCUAUAAAACUAUCACAAAAAAAAUUACUUACAUUGGAGCUCCACCUCCGCCCCGACCGAGACUUGAACUCACGACCUCUGGAACCCUCUCUCCUAGCAGUGAGCCGCCACCCUGUUUUUUUUUUUUAUCUUUUAUCUAUCAACUAUCAGUUAUCACAAGCAUCACAUUAAAUAGCACAAUCACAGUCUACGUGUCAACACUUCAUAGUAUUAUAUUUUUAAAAAAUAAAAACAAUUGUACACCUUCUGUUUCCUUUAUCAAAGUGGAUUUUUCUUCAAAAACUUUUUUAAAAACAUUUUUCUGUUGUCUUGUACUUUACACAUGUAAUGAUAGUUGUAAUAAAUAUAAUGUCUGAGUGAAUAUUUGCAAAACCUUUUAAAUGCAUUUUUUUUCAAUAUUUGUCUCCUUGUAUAAAAUAGUAAAUCUACAUAUUGAUAUGAAAAAAUUCACAAAAAAUUUGUCAUUUUUCAUGACGUUAGGAAAUGCCAUCAUCAAAAUUUCAUCAAUAUCUAAUACAUUGUAUAGACUAUUUUCACAGUCCUCCAAUAGCGAUUCCAAAUGAUUUAUUAUAAAAUAUUUCUGCACGUCUUCACAUUUUACAAACAUAUGCAAUAAAUCUUCGCAUUUUGUUUUACAUAAUGGACAUUUGUUUGAAUCUGUUUUACCGAACUUGAACAGUUUUUCAUACGUAAAAAUAUCAUUAUGAAAAAUCUUUAAAUCAAGUUCUACACCAUCUGGAGGUUUUCCAACUCCUCUUAAUAUAAUCCAUCCGUUAUCAAGUAUAGAUGUAUUAUCUACUGCAAUUUUCUUUUCCAGUAUUCGUUUGAUAUUUGAGGUUUAAGCAGCUUUUGUAUUAACAUUUUGUAAAAACAAAUCUUUACUGUACAUAAAGAAAACACAUAAUUGUUAUUUUCUACACAUAGCGAAAAAUUUGGAAGCAAUGCUUCUUUCACAUGAACAAAAUUCUGAACAAUAUUAUUGCACUCUUCUGGUAUAUCAUAUAAUAAUGUUGCAUAAUCAUCUUAAAUUUGUUUUACCUUACUUCCUGAAUCAUAUUCAUGUAUCAGUUUUACUAUACAAGAUACAGGCAAAAAUCCUGCUAUUACUUCAUAUGAAAUGUCUCUGAUAUGUGAAAUUCAUGCUUUUAUAAACAAAAAUACCCACAAUAGUGUUUUGUUCAUAUUAACAAUUUUAGGAUUGAAAAACAAGCAGCAAUUAAACACAUGGUUUCUGUUUUCAUUGUAAUCAACAUUAUCCUUCACAGCAUCAUAUGCACUAAACAUUUCAACAUAAACAAGAGGACCAGGGGCCACGCCGCUCACCUGAGCAACAAUUGCCUUAAUUCUAAUCAAAUUAGCAUUAGAGUAUCCAAAUAUCUUGACAACUAAGUACAGAAGAUCUUGCUAAAAAAAAUUGAAAAUCUGCCAAUUUUAUCCACCUCUUUUUUUGGUUAAAUAAAUACCAAGCUCCUUUUGUUGCUGUACCUGUAAGAAGAUUUUUUCUCUAUUCCUAUACACCCCCCAUCCAUUUCGUGGCCCCACUUUUCUCUAGGGAAUCAUGGUUUCAUCAAACUUAAGUCUGCAUAACCUGUGCUUUCACACUAAUUACUGAGUUUUGGACCGAAAACUUUCCCAGAAUAUUUGUAAAGAUUUUCUCUAUACAUUCCUACGUAAAAAUUCAAACCGCAAUCACAGUCCCACCCUACCACUAGGGACUGAUUUUGAAAACUUGAAUUUACACUACCCGAGGAUGCCUCUACACAAGUUUAAGCAUUCUGGUCAAAUAGUCUUUAAAAAGAAGAUUUUUAAAGAUUUUCUCUAUAUAUUCCUAUGUAAAAAUUCACCCCCCAUUGUGGCCUCACCAUACCCCUGGACUAUUAUUUAAACAAACUUGAAUCUAUACGAUCUGGAUAUGCUUCUACUCAAAUUGGGGCUUUCCUGGCCUAAUGGUUUUGAGAAGAAGAUUUUUAAAGAUUUUCUCUAUAUAUAAAAAAUUAUCCCCCAUUGUAGCCCCGCCCUACCUCCAGGGACCAUGAUUUGAACAAACUUGAAUAUACAUGAUCUGAGGAUGGUUACACCCCAAUUUGAGCUUUCUUGGCCAAAUAGUUUUUAAAAGAAAUGUUUUUAAAGAUUUUCUCUAUAUAUUCCUGUAUAAAAAUUUAUCCCCCAUUGUGGCCCCGCCCUACCCCCAGGGACCAUGAUUUGAAGAAACUUGAAUCUACAUUAUCUGAGGAUGGUUACACGCCAAUUUGAGCUUUCCUGGCCUAAUAGUUUUCGAGAAGGAGAUUUUUACAGAUGUUCUCUAUAUAUUCCUAUGUAAAACUUGAACCCCCUAUUGUGGCCCCAUCCUACCCCCAAGGACCAUGAUUUGAACAAACUUGAAACUUCACUACCUGAGGAUGCUUCCACUUUAAUUUGAGCUUUUCUGGCCAAAUAGUUUUUAAGAAGAAGAUUUUUAAAGAUUUUCUCUGUAUACUUUUAUGUAAAACUUGAUCCCCCAAUUGUGACCCCCCGGGUUCCAUGAUUUGAACAAACUUGAAUCUACACUACCUGAGGAUGCUCCCAUUUUAAUUUGAGCUUUUCUGGCCUGAUAGUUUUUGAGAAGAAGAUUUUUAAAGAUUUUCUCUAUAUAUUCCUAUGAUAAACUUGACCCCCCUCUUGUGGCCCCUCCCUACCCCUGGGGACCAUGAUUUGAACAAACUUGAAUCUACACUACCUGAGAAUGCCCCCACACAAGUUUAAGCUUUUCAGGCAGAAUAAUUUUUGAGAAGAAGAUUUUUAAAAAAUACCGACAAAUUUUCAAUAAUUCUCAAUUAUCUACCCUUUAAAGAGAGCGUGGCCCUUCAUUUGAACAAACUGGAACCCCCUACACCUAGUGGUGCUUUGUGCCAAAUUUGGUUGAAAUCUGCCCAGUGGUUUUUGAGGAGAAGAUGAAAAUGUGAAAAGUUUACAACAACGACGACGACAACGACAGACAACGGACAAAUUGUGAUCAGAAAAGCUCACUUGAGCCUUUGGCUCAGGUGAGCUAAAAAGGGAGACAUUGCAAAUCCUUUUUGUUCAACUGUAAAAGAAAAACGUCAACACAACCUCUCAAAUCACAAUUUAUUUUAUAAAAAAUAGCUAAAAGUGUGUUUCCAUACCAGUUCUUUUGUAUGACACAAAUACUUGGCAAAAACUAGAGUCGAUACGACAGCAUUUUCAAAUAAAUAUCAUCAAUCUUUACACCACAAUUUUUAUGUUCGCCAACAGUUGUUUUAUAUGACACUAGAUGCGCACCAUAAUUCCAUAAAAAAUUAAUACAUUCUUUUUUAAUUGUACAAUGUAUCUUUACCCCAAAAUGGGAUAGAAAUCACAGACAAGGAAUACCAUAAUUUGGACAUCAAAAAUGUUUUAUAACACUAGCUCUUCCAUGUAUUGUCAACUGUCUUUGUCUCCACAGAUUAAUAAUUUUUUUUAUAUUUUGUACUUUGUUUCUCCAAUUUAAAUUUUCACAUUCUUCUUUGUUUCUACCAAAAUAAACUCCAAGGAUUUUCAACAUAUUUGUUUCAGUGACAUUAAUUAAUUUUCUUUCAUCUUCCAAUAAUCUUCCUGAACGUACAUGUAUAUUGGUAAACAGUAUUGCUCAAAACCAUUUCAUCUAUGUAGAUGUAUUGGAAAUUCACAUUAUGAAACAAUACAAUUACAAAAUUACAGCAACAAAAUUUAGGAGCAACACAAACAGAUACAGAGAUAAGGGAUAAAAGAGGAUGAGAGAGAGAGAUGUCUCUGUAUUUGGUUGUGUUGCUCCUAAAUUUUUUUUACAAACUUUUUAUCAUCAUUAAAUGUAUUAAUUUGUGUUUUCAGUUUGUUAAUUGUUUGAUGUAGUAUUCAAUAUCAUUGAAUUGAAUAAUGUUUGCAGUGUUUGGAAAUGUCAAACAUCAGAUUUGACCGUACCGUUCAUGAUUUACGAUCAUCAACAGGUAAACAUCUUCAUAAUGAAUGAAAAGUUUUCCCACUUAUAGUAUAUUGUGUACAUAUCGUUUUGAAAAUUUGCAUAUUAUCAAACAAUGUGAAACGUUUGUGAAACGUUGGGGCGAGACUAAUAUGCGAAUCGAGUUGAAUUUUUGGGUCAGAAAUAUUUCUUCCGAAUUAUUACUAUUAUUUAUAACAGACGGCCUCUAUGGGCAAUGAUCUGAUAAUUUUCAUCGCCUUUUCAAUUUAGAGAGAGAGAGAGAGAGAGAGAGAGAGAGAGAGAGAGAGAGAGAGAGAGAGAGAGAGAGAGAGA
Molecule: messenger RNA, 6256 nt
Organism: Magallana angulata
Lineage: Eukaryota; Metazoa; Mollusca; Bivalvia; Ostreida; Ostreidae
Exons: 4
Coding region: 106-678 (190 amino acids)
Source: RefSeq, a predicted model, not a curated record